This is a messenger RNA of Humulus lupulus (European hop), 1197 nucleotides long. RefSeq lists its product as uncharacterized. The record is from RefSeq and is a predicted model, not a curated record. NCBI's taxonomy places the organism in Eukaryota, Viridiplantae, Streptophyta, Magnoliopsida, Rosales, Cannabaceae. Bases 1 to 1197 code for a protein of 398 amino acids. The transcript is spliced from 3 exons. Gene Ontology annotation, molecular function: zinc ion binding; nucleic acid binding.
AUGGUAUCAGAAGUUAAUCGCUCCAGCAUUGCUUCCAUGGCCAGACCUACAACUCGUUCACAAGAUGGCUCUCCUGGCGAUCUUCCUCCUGGUGAUUCCAUUCCACCACCGAUUCAUCUUCGACGUUUACAAUCCUCAGUUGAUCGACCUGCACAUGAAGACUUAUCCAGUCCCUUCUUCCUCAGCGCCGGAGAUCACCCUGGGUUGAUUUUGGUUUCUUCUGUUCUGACUGGAGCAAACUAUCAAUCAUGGAAGCGAGCAAUCACUAUGGCCCUAGCUGCGAAAAACAAAUCUGGUUGUAUCGAUGGUUCAAUACCUCACCCAAAUCCUGGUAAUCCUCUUCUCAAUUCUUGGAUUCGUUGCAAUAACAUGGUGAUGUCUUGGUUAUUACACUCUGUUUCCCCUGAAAUAUCUCAGAGCAUAAUGUUCUUUGGUUUUGCCUCUGAUAUGUGGCAUGAUCUUGCUGAAAGAUUCAAUGAGGGGAAUGGACCCAGAAUUUUCCAAUUACAAAAUCAAAUCACAAGUCUGCAACAAGGUGAUCAAUCUGUCACCUCCUAUUUUACCAGACUAAAAUCUUUAUGGGAUGAACUCAAAGAUUUCCAACCCAACACUACUUGCACCUGUGGUGCAAUGAAAGCUCUUCUUGAUUACUACAAUCAAAACCAGGUCCUCCAGUUCUUGACAGGUCUGAAUGAAUCAUAUUCAUCUGUACGAGCUCAAAUUCUUCUCAAUGAACCAAUUCUGACCCUAUCCAGAGUGUUUUCCAUGAUUGUUCAAGAAGAAUGCCAAAGAACUCUUGGUUCUUCUAAUCUUUCUUCAAUGGCCUCUUCCAUUCGUCCUCCUUCUUCGAACAAUUCAUCCCGAGCAAAGAAGCCUCGACCCUCUUGCUCCAACUGUGGCAAACCAGGUCAUUUGGUGGACCAAUGCUUCUUCAUUCACGGCUUUCCUCCUCGUUAUGGAGACAAGAAGAAACAAGACAAAGGAAAAGCUGCUACUAAUCAAGCUUCCACUAGCACCUUUCCUGAUGAAACUCCAGGCACACUAGUUCGUACUGACCUUUCCACUCAGUGCCAACAGCUCAUUUCUCUACUCAGCCAACAACUAACUCAAGCAGCCCCUAAGCCUGAACCUGUUGUUCCACCCGCUGCUACAAACAUGGCUGGAUCCUUCGAAGAAUGUGGUGAUUGGGAUAGCUAA